Molecule: messenger RNA, 2114 nt
Organism: Choloepus didactylus (southern two-toed sloth)
Lineage: Eukaryota; Metazoa; Chordata; Mammalia; Pilosa; Megalonychidae
Gene: NCR2
Product: natural cytotoxicity triggering receptor 2
Exons: 6
Coding region: 129-1076 (315 amino acids)
Cellular component (GO): cell surface
Molecular function (GO): signaling receptor activity
Source: RefSeq, a predicted model, not a curated record
ACCUGCCUCCCUGGCUCCCCACUUCCCCGCUCCAGGCCUUGGCCCAUCUCACAUCUUUUCCUUGCACAGAGGUGCUGGGAGAGCCGAGCAGAAUCAGGCCCAGCUCCUGGUUCUCUCUCCUUCUCCACAUGGCCCGGAGAGCCCCGCUGCUGCUGCUGCUGCCGCUGCUGCUGAUCUCAGGCUCCCAGGCCCAAUCCAAGGCCGAAAAACUUCAAAAGGUGGCAGGGCAGAUGCUCUCCCUGAGGUGCCAGUAUCGGCCCAAGGCCGGGUCCUACCAGCAGAAAAGUUGGUGUAAGGAGGUUUCUGCAUUUCACUGCAUCAGGUUAGUCACCAGCUCAGGUCCCCAGAAACUGGCUCAGACCUCUCGCUUUUCAAUCUGGGAUAAUCCUGGCGCUGGCUUCUUCGACAUCACCAUGACUGGCCUGAGGGAGGAAGACUCGGGACACUACUGGUGUAAAGUCUACGACGCUUUCGGCAACUCUGUUUCUAAGUCCAGAAAAUUCUACCUGGCGGUGUCUCCAGCCCCCAUCACUUUUCCAAAGAGGAACUCCUUCCAGCCUCCACCCAGGACUUCGAGCACAGCCUCUGCCUCCACACAGAACACCUGGGUUCCCAGUAGACUGGUCUCAUCACAGACCCAGAGCUGUUUGCCAACCACUGGAGGAGCCAGAGAGGCCCCCGGGGCUUCCUUUGGCAUGGCUGCCCCUUCACCGCAAGGAAACGCCACCCUCCGGUCCAGCCCCGCAGCCUCCAGCACCCUAGUCCCCGUGCUGUGUGGACUCCUCGUGGCCAAGAGCCUAAUUCUAUCAGCCCUGCUCGGCUGGGCCUUAAGGGAUCUACAUGUGCUGUAUAAAUGGGGGUCCCGGAUGAACCCAGCUCAGCCCAGGCCCCAGGUCCCAGGCCCAGAGGCACUUCUCACUGAGCCAGGGUCCCAGGAUGUAUGGCCAGUCUCCCCCAGGCCAGCCCCCAGGAGCUCCUCCCCGACCUUGGAACACUACGGUCCCUGCAAAGAAAAGGCCCAAACCUCCCAGAACGCCAUCAAAUGCCCUUGGCGACAUCCGUCACUCCAGAGCUGAGGAUUUCCCAGCCCAGCCUCCUCCCAGGGUCCAGGCCCACGUCUUGCUCACACUCAGUUUGCAUCUGGGCCAGCACCACCCAAUUAUGAGAACCAAAGCCCAACACAGCAUCUUUCCACCAAACCAGAGCCACUGCUGACGCCUCUCCCUUCUCUUCCUCUGCCAAGAUUUCCUGCUUCUGUCUUUGGCCCCACACCUCGGGCACCCAGGAAACUCCCCACAUUUCUCUGGCUCUGCUCCCUGUCUCCUUGCCACACUCUGCCAAGAGCUCUCCGUUGCUUCUGCCUCCUCCUCCUCUUCCUCCCCCUUUCAAAUGCCCACCAUCUCGCACCUGGACCCUAAUUGGUGUCUUCAGCCUCUACCAUCUACAAAUACCAGUUAGAUUGCACCCCUUUACACAUCCCUUCUCAACCACACCUCUGUGCAUUUUCACUGCACAGAAAUUUUGAAGUCCUGUGUCAUUACCGGGCUCCAGGUUCUGCCGAGGUUAGGCACUACUGGUCAUCACGUCAUUGUACCGCCCAUGCUCUCCUUACCACCACUGAGAUGGCUGCAUGUUCUAGAAAGACGUGAACCCUCACUUUUUCUGCACAAGCUGGGCAGGAAGACUCCUCAAUUCAGCCACAACCAAGAUCACACUGGGUCCUACCCCAGCACUGUUCUGUCUUCUGACACUCCUAUUGUCCCAAUGUUGGGGAUUGACUCUUGUCCCCUACGAAAGGCAUGUUCAGGUCCCAACCCCUGGUCUUGCAGGUGUGGUCCAUUUGUAAAGAGGGCCUUUGAAGGUGUUGCUAGUUAAGGUGUACCCAAUAUGGCUGAAGUCCUUAUGAGCAAGGGAGACUGGGCACAAAAAGAGAAGCCACCGGGAGCAGCCAGAAGCUGGAAGGCAACAGAACCCAGAAGAGAAAGGAGAUGCUGCUACGUGGAUGCCACGCAACAGAAAAGCCAAGGAACUCCAAAGUGUAUUGGCCAGCCAUAAGAUACCGACCCCAGGAAGAAAGAAGCCUUGUAGCCUCUGAAACCAUGAACCAAUAAAUU